AUUGAUGUUUUAGAUACAAGCUGAAAAUCAGGUUAAAUAUUUAAGUUUAAAAUUUAUUUCCAAAAUUAGAUAAAGAUUCACUAAGUUAACUUUUACAUUGACCCUUAAAAUGUUAUGAAUUUUACUUACAUAUAUAAAAUUAUUUUUCAGAUUCUGUUUCCUAAAGCGCCAAAACGACAGGGUGAUUUUUUGCAUUUUUUAAAAGUGAAGAAGGUGAAAACAGACACAGAAAGUAAUGAAGUGAGCAAAAAUCAUUGCGGAUUGUCUAAGGCAAAGGAACCAGAUUUUGAGUAUAUUGAACAGCCAAUCACUGAAGAAAAACCAUCAUGUUCAUCAAAGGAAGAAAUAGAUAAUCUUGUGCUUCCAGAUUGUUGGAAUGAAAAACAAGCAUUUAUGUUUACAGAACAGUACAAAUGGCUUGAAAUAAAAGAAGGUAAAUUAGGAUGUAAGGAUUGUUCAACAGUUCGGCAUUUAGGAUCAAAAGCAGAAAAGCAUGUUCAUGUGUCCAAGGAAUGGAUUGCAUAUUUAGUAACCCCUAAUGGCAGUAAUAAAACUACUAGACAAGCUUCUCUACGAAAAAAAAUUAGGGAACAUGAUGUUUCUAAAGCUCAUGGUAAAAUUCAGGAUUUGUUAAAGGAAUCAGCUAAUGAUUCAAUUUCUAAUUUAGUACAUAAACAAAACAAUAAAAACAUUGAUGCUACUGUAAAAGUUUUCAAUACUGUUUACAGUUUAGUAAAACAUAAUAGACCUUUAUCUGAUAUUGAGGGGGCAAUGGAAUUACAGGAAAAAAAUGGAGAGGUAAAUUGUUUAAAUACACGUUACAGUGCAACAAGAAUAGCAGAACAUAUUGCAAAAGAAAUGAAAAUGAAGAUAUUUACGAAUAUUAUAGAAGAGAAUGCCAAAAUCUGUAUCAUGAUUGAUGAGGCAUCUACAGUUUCAAAGAAAAGCACCCUAGUGAUUUAUCUCCAGUGCACAAUUCAGUCAGCUUCUGCACCUGUUAUGUUAUUUGUUGCUUUAAAAGAAUUGGUGUCAACUACAGCAGAGUAUAUUUUCAAUACAUUAUUGUCUACUUUAAAUGAUUGUGGUUUUACAAAUGAUUAUUUGAAAGCAAAUCUAAUUGCAUUUUGUUCUGAUGGUGCUAAUACAAUUCUGGGAAGAAAGUCUGGAGUAACUACAAAAUUGUUAGAAAAUUUUCCUGAAAUCAUCAUUUGGAACUGUUUAAAUCAUCGAUUGCAAUUGUCACUUGAUGAUUCUAUAUCUGAAAUAAAACAAAUUAAUCAUUUAAAAAUAUUUCUUGAUAAAAUUUAUUCUAUUUAUCAUCAACCUAAUAAAAAUCAAACCAAGCUUCUAGGAACUGUAACUAAAGAACUUGAAACUGAAAUUAUUAAAAUUGGUCGGGUUAUGGGACCAAAAUGGGCAGCAUGUAGUUUACAAGCUGCUACUGCUGUAUGGCAUGCAUAUCCUGUAUUAUAUGUGCAUUUUUCUCAUUCUUACUCUGGUUUGGCAAAGAGAUUAGCUAACAUUAAUUUCUUACAAGACCUUGGUUUAAUGAUUGACAUCCUUGAAGAAUUUUCAGUACUUUCAACUGCAUUACAGUCAAGAUCAACUAAUAUUCAGAAAGCACAAAAAUUGAUCAAAUGUACCAUAAGAGCUUUGGAAAACUUAAAAAUUCGUACUGGAAAGUACGAAUCUCAAAUUGAAGAUUUAGUCAAGUCAGAUAAGUUUAAAGAUAUUCCAUUUAAUAAAAACAAUAAAUUUAAUGCUCUUCCUAGGAAUAUCUUACUAGACAAUAUAAUUCAGCACAUGAAUCUACGCCUUUUAUCUGAGCAAAACCAUGAUGAAAGUAUUUUUAAUUACUUUGAUUUGCUAGAACCUUCUACAUGGCCUUAUGAAGAAAUAACUUCACCAUGGAUAGCUGGUGAAAAAAAAUUAUUUCAUUUGUGUGAAAUUUUAAAAUAUGAAGUUGAUUUGAAUGAUUUUCGGGAAUUUGUAAACAACAAUAUAAAAUCAAACAAUGUUUCAAUUCCUCCAACUAUACAAAAAGCUAGAAAGAUAGUUAGCACCAUUGCAAUCAAUAGUGCUGAAGCUGAAAGAGGUUUCAAUUUAAUGAACAUAAUUUGUACAAGGGUGAGAAAUAGUUUAACAAUAGAUCAUGUAUCAGAUUUAAUGACAAUAAAUUUAUUGGGGAAGGAAUUAGCAGAUUGGGAUGCAACACCAUAUGUAAAAUCUUGGUCAAAUUGCAACCACAGGUUGGCCACAGAUACAAGAGUUCGGCAAAAGUCAACAAAAGUCUUCCAUGAGAAUCAAUUGGCUAUAUGGAACUUACAAUAGAAUAUUGUAUGUGUUUUUUAUCAUCUGUAAAUUAUGUACUAUACAUCCUUUAUAUAUAUAAAGGGUUUUUUUGUUGUUUUGGAAAACCAGUUAAACUUUUAUCAGCAUGUUGCUGUUUAAAAGGCGUUUAGCAAGAUAACCUUGAAGACUGGUUUUAGGAGCUAUAGUUUUUUAGAUUGGCCCAUGUUUGCUGGAGUUGGUCAUAAUACAUAUUCCAUGAAGUUCUGUACAGAACAAACACCAUUUAUAAUUUUGUACUGUUUUACUUUAAGUAAGGAUGCAAAAAAAAAAAAAAACAACUCAGGUCCUGGAGGUUACAUCAAAUAAAAGAGAAAUGGAAUCAAAACUG
Messenger RNA from Sapajus apella (tufted capuchin), 2680 nucleotides. RefSeq names its product KIAA1586 ortholog. Lineage: Eukaryota; Metazoa; Chordata; Mammalia; Primates; Cebidae. Gene Ontology annotation, molecular function: SUMO ligase activity. The coding region runs from base 115 to 2331 and encodes 738 amino acids. The record is from RefSeq and is a predicted model, not a curated record. Gene Ontology annotation, biological process: protein sumoylation. The transcript has a single exon.